Corythoichthys intestinalis (scribbled pipefish) is the source of this 11281-nucleotide messenger RNA. RefSeq names its product neurexin-2-like. Lineage: Eukaryota; Metazoa; Chordata; Actinopteri; Syngnathiformes; Syngnathidae. The record is from RefSeq and is a predicted model, not a curated record. The transcript is spliced from 7 exons. Bases 7566 to 9614 code for a protein of 682 amino acids.
UACAUGGCAAAAACAUUUUGCCACAUGGCAAAAAAAAUGCCAAAUAGCAAAAAACAAAUGCCACAUGGCACAAACAUUUUGCCACAUGACAAAUAAAAAUGCCACAUAGCAAAACAUUUUUGCCACAUGGCAAAUACCACUCUUGGUUCUCGCUGUCUCUCACAUUUUACGAAACACUUUUUAGAUCCAGGUUUAUUGUCGAUUAUUGUCGAUUAGCCAUCAGCAUGAAUGUAAAAGUGGUAAGAAACUUAUAAAAACAUGAUUCCCGUGCUGUUCUGUGAGGCCAAGUAUCAGCGGGAAAUUGAUAUGUUAACUUGAGGGCUGUUUAAAAGUCCACCAGGGUUGGUCAUUAAACUGUAUUGCAUCGCUUGAAGCCAUUGUUUUUUUUUUGUUGGUACACUUUGACUUUCACGGUAAAAUGGUGCAUCCUUUUUAAAGUGGAAUUUUUCAUCGGAGUGUGUAUUUGCUGAAGAUAGUAUAAUCCCUUGUCGGAGUUCAGCAGUUCAGUGUCAGUGCAAAAUAGCGAUGCGGCACCAUCACCCUUGGGUGUCACUUCGCGCUCCCCCUGACAGCAGCAAGCAACCGGGGUCUCCCCUGGGAUGUUUCAGCUGCUGUCUUUCAGUGAGGGCGUGCUGGAAAAUUUGUAUUCUAGACUUCCUUCCUUCCAUCAUUGUAGAUGAGGUAUGCUGGCUUUUUUUCUGUUUGGGGGCAAUUUUUCUCUCCGUUGCUCUUCCUCUCCGAGUCUCCGCUUAGAUCUCUAUCAGCCAUGAUUCAUCUGAUACGCAAUCUCACUCCAUCUCUGCUCUGCUCGACUGCAUCUUUUCCACCACUACUAUUCCCUUUACCCACUCUUAAUCUUCCGUUUUUUCAUGUAUUCCUGUAGGGGGCGCCUGGGUAAUUAGUAGAGGUGGGAAUCUUUGGGCACCUAACGAUUCGAUUACGAUUCAGAGGCUCCGAUUCGAUUACAAAUCAAUUAUUGAUGCACCACAAACCCCCUUUUUUUUAAAAAUUUUUUGUACACUAGUUCCAAAAUUGUUCAAAAAUCCUCUCAGGCUAAACCAAACUACUAUUUCAGUUUCAAGUUAACUGUUAAAAACAGUAAAUAAAAUACUCAAGUCCCCAUUUUGUAUCGGCAGCUUUAAACUACAUUCAAUUAAUUUAAUGUUGUGAAUCAACUGUUAAAGUUGUUAAAAUUGCUCCCGUUAUUCCAUAAUUUCCCUUCUGUCUACUUUCGACAUGUGAAAGUUUUAAAACUGUUUCAUCAUUUAAAGAUAGAUUCAAGUCAAGAUUUUGCCGAUUUAGUUUUUUUUUUAGAUAAAAAGUAUUUAGGUUCGCCACAACAGAGCCUUCUAGAGAAAACUACUGCUUUAAGAUGGCGUCUAUUUACUAGCGCGGGAAAGUCUGUCAUUUCGCAUCUAGUUUAUGGUAUAUGAUCUAACGCAGCCGCCGUCUGUCAUUUCACAUCUAGUUCUAGAUAUAUGUGAUAUCUACCAUAGCCGUAUGUUGCCGUAUGUUUGUAGCAACUACCAACUGUGCGCUGUUUGUAGCAGCUGACGGCCGCAGUCAGGUAUUGUCUUUUUUUUUUUUUUUUUUUUAUCUAGCGGCAUGAGUUGAACAUGAUAUUUACCCUCGGUCCGUUCCUCAUUGCGUCCUGAAGACCGCGCUGACUGUGUUUUAUUUCCGCUUUACCUGGUAUAAUUCAAUAAUCGGAAUUUGGAUGUUUGUGCCUCUAGUAAUUAGCGCCUUUUUUUCCUGUUUUACCCAAUUAAUAGUUAUAAAAUUGCUUGGAUUUGCUUCAAUUUGUAUGGUAAUGGUGCAAUGCAUUUUUUCUAGCGUAACGUCAUCAAUGGCAGCUAAUGAGUUCUAACUACUAGGGAUGUCCCGAUCCGAUAUUCUGUAUCAGUGUUGGACCCCGUACGGCCAUUUUUGGAGUAUCAGAUUUGGUCACAAGAUCUGGUCAGUUACAGUAGUAGCCACUUACUGCCCAUAGUUAGCUGGGAUUGGCUCAGCGCCCUCGCGAGGAUAAGCGGCUCGGAAAAUAAAUAAAUGAAUGAAUGAAUGGUUUCACACACGCAUUAGACUACUGCAAUUACCUGGAACAAGGCAUAAAUGAGAAACUGGUUUCCAUUAUAAAUUCCAUUAAAACUUUUUCACUGAUUUACAAAAUUCCAUCUAAUACGCCAUUCCUUCAUUUCCUCAAAUCGAAACGCAAAACCUCAAUUUGAACUAUUCAAGAACAUAGGAUGUACUUUAAAAUUGAAGAUAAUAUAAACAUAGACUUUUUUUUUAUUUUUUCAAAUAAUAAAGAUAUAAGUAACACACAUUAACAAAAAAUAUGCCGAACAUCGUUCCGGCCCGAAAUCUCAUGAUAGAAACUAAGCAUUGUUUUAUAUUCUUGAGGGAAAACACAUUUUUGCUUUAUUUUUACUGUUCUAAAAACAGUAGGUACCAGUAACAGUAGGUACUACUACUAAUAUACACUUAUUAACAAGUUUUACAAUUUUUCAUACAUAAUAUUACUUCAAAUACCAGGUUUUUGUGAAGCCAAUCAAAACAAAUGAUUAAAUCUACAUUUUCUUCUGUUAAUAUGACCUAUCCCCUUUACAAAACAAUUAGAGAAUAUUCUGGAAGUCUCGCGAAGUGCUUUGAACCUCAUUUGUAGCUUAUUUGUUGCUAAAAAAAACCCUCCGCUCUCAACUUGUUAUCGAUACCUUGGAGAGCGUCACCCACUCCAGUGUGCGGCGCUCUCCAAGGUACCAACCUUCUUUCCAACAGUUCAGCAGAUUAAAGCAACGCUAGUUAACUUUUCAACCUUUAUAAAAUAUUUUCAUUACAUUUCUGAUGAUAUGUCGGCCAACAACUAGUUGAAUGACACCUGUUUUAUAUCUUGAAGGGUUCUGUAUCGCUUUCAAUAUUUGACUUGGAGGAGUGUGGCAGAAACAAAAAAGCUGCAAUUUUGCCGACUGCUUUAUGGCAUACGUCUCUUUUCCACAUUCUGGAAAGAUGGCAGAGCAACAAAAGAGACAAAAAAGUUUUGUCUGGGGAGACUGAAAAAAAGGGAGGUUACUAGGAUAAAAGGGCACUCAAGAAUAUACAUUGGCCUUGCUUUCACUCGUUGGUGUGACCCCAACCGAACUCGUCAGCGCUGACGAGUUAUUUGGUACAAAAUCAAACGUUCUUGUCAACAUCGUCAUAUGCUAAUGUUUAGCCACAACUGGAUUCAUUCCUUCAUUACUAUUCAUCCUUACCACAGCUGCUGGCAACAGAAAUGUCAUUUAAUCCAUUUGCAGGCGACAGGGAGAUCAGGAUUUUACGACACUGUGCGCUGGUUCUCAUGGGAAAUGCAGUCUUCGGAAGUUCAGAAUUUUUUACAUUUGGCUUAAUCUUCGACUAACCGUGGUUAAAUGUGUCAGUGGAGUUGUUUUCAACAAAUUCCGUAGUUUGUUAGUUAUUUAUCAAUUUUAGAGCUCCUGGGUGUUAGGGUUGCGUGAGCAAGAGGGGAUCCCAGAGCAGACACACAGGGGGUGAGAGGAGUAAGCGUUUAUUGGCGAUCAUGAGAAUGUGGCUGGAGUGGAUGACUUGGCUCGUGGUAGAUGAGCUGGCGUAAGACGAGGAGGCUCGGAAGGAAGGCAGGCGUGGAAUCCGACGAGGGGCGCGCAGAAAACAGGACCUGGGACGAGAGCAAGGAAGUCAUAAGCCAGUGAGCAAGGAUAUCAUAUAGGAAUGCGAGAUACAACUGACGUGGGAAACAGACGAGUUGAUCGGGCGAUGUGGCGGUGCGUCCGCUGGGCUUUUAAAGCAGGCUGAUGGUAAUUGCCCACAGCUGUGGCCGCUCCACCCAUCUGACAUCAGACCUGUAAUCAGGCAAAAUCCCCUCACCUGAGGCAGGGCUCAGGAAGGAGGCCCUAACACUGGGUGGCUAAGCUAGCGCGGGUCAAUGGUUCCUUCCUAGCAUGCCAAUAAAAAAAUAUUAACAGACUUAACAUAGUCAAAUAAAUUCAAAAUGCAGAUCUUUGUUCAAAAUACCCAUGCAGCCAAAACAAUGUUACAUCAAACUGCCGUAAUUUAUUUAUUUCUGUGGGACAAUUUUUUUUAGAUGCGUAAUGCACCCACAAUAGAGAAACUAGAUUUCCCACCUUCCUCGAAUGCAGCAUCAGUCUACAGAGUCUUGACUGAGGAACGACAACGUAGUGAAAAAUGUGCAUUUAGAGGCUGUAGAAACAGACAGAAGAAAUGGGCGAAUGAGAGUUUCCACAAAUUCCCUAUAAAGAACGAGGAAAAAUACAAACUUUGGAUACUUGCUGCUGGCUAUGACAUAAGCACACCGGUGGGUGGAAAAAUUAUCACUCCACUCUGCAGCCUGUCGAGGCACUGGAUUACAAAUGUUGCUGUUCAUACUACAAAUAUUGACAUGCAGUGAUAAGUAUCCUGAAAACAUAGCCAACACUAUUGAUUGCAUGGGUCAUCGGAGAUUUUCGUUGUGCUUAUGUUGGUUUCUAUUGGCAUGCUAGGACGGCCUCAUUGACUCCUGCUAGCUUAGCCACUCCAGAGCCCUGAAACAAAUGAAUAGCUAACUAACUGCACAGAAUUUGUUGAAAUCGACUCCCUCGGCUAAUUUAACCUCCAUUAACUCGAAGAUUAAGUCUAGGUUAUGUACUUCCUUAAUCUAAGUACAUGUCAGGCCAAGACUUGAAUGGAACAACACUUCUUUAUUCAGCAUCACAAAGAUUCCUUUUUAUACUGUAAUAACACACCUACAGGAAGUGCACACUAUGGCAACAGCAGUGUGACAUAAAUAUGUUACAUCUCCUCCCCCCUUACACAACAUGUCCCAGAAAUAAACACAAAAGAAUCUCCUACUUUUCCCUUCUUACUUAUUACUUAUAAAUCCAAUAUAGCAGGCAGUCACCUGUCACGUGCAGGAUAACAAUGUUCUACAGUCCACUUGUGGAAACUGGUUCCAAUACCGGUUCAGAUUCCAUUUCUGCAUGGUUUGAAUUAGACACAAUUACAGCAGAAUUGUUUGGUUUUGACACAUCCGGUAAGACAGACUUUUCGGGAAAAAUUACACUGCAAUAAUCCCAAUCACUACACAAUUCUGGAGUAGUGCUGGUGUUCCCAACGAUUGAUCUACAUGCCGAUGCCAAACACCCUCAACUGUCUGAACUGUGUGGGGCACAGGCCAAGUUUGAGCAAUGAUGGUGGCAGAGGACCACUUUUCCUUACUCUGAUAACUCCGGGUCAUAACAGAGUCACCAGGUCCAAUAACUCUGUUCUUGGAAUGCAGAUCUCUGUACUUGACUUGUUUCUGUUGAUCCAUUUAAGCAACGUCUUUCAGGGUUUGUGGUUUCAGCAGGUCCAGGCCAGUACGUAGCUCUCGAGAAAACAUUAGGCUUGCUGGAGAUACCUUGAUAGUUGCAUGCAUAGAUGUUCAGUAUUUAAGGAGAAAUUCGUGUAGUCUCUGAUGCAGCGUACUUUGCCCUUGUAAUGCUUUGAGAGCAUGUUUGAGGGUCUGAACAAACCUCUCUGACAAGCCGUUGGUUACCGGGUGAUAGGGAGCCGACUUGAUGUUUUGAACCCCAUUGGCUUGAAGGAAUUCAACCCUUUCUUUUGACACAAAUUGGGGCCCAUUAUCUGACACGAGUUGUGCAGGGGCUCCAAAACGGCUAAACAUCUCUCCUAACUUCUCGAUUGUCUUUUCCAAUGUGGUUGAUUUCAUGAUAGCUACCUCUGGCCAUUUACUAUGGGCAUCGAUAGCAACCAGCAACAUUCGAUUUUCGAAAGGGCCCGCAAAGUCAGUAUGAACGCGGUGCCAAGGGUUAUAUGACACGAGUUGCGCAGGGGCUCCAAAAGGCUAAACAUCUCUCCUAACUUCUCGAUUGUCUUUUCCGAUGCGGUUGAUUUCAUGAUAGCUGCCUCUAGCCACUUACUAUGGGCAUCGAUAGCAACUAGCAACAUUCGAUUUUUGAAAGGGCCUGCAAAGUCAAUAUGAAUGCGUUGCCAAAGGGUCUUGAGGAAAAUCCCAAGGAUGAAGUGGAGCUGCAGGUGGAUUGUUGCGCAUCUUCUGGCAAUAUGAAAAUUUUUUUCCAGUUUUGUCCAUCUGUGUCGCUAAAAUCAGCAAAAAAUGAAAAGUUAGCUCGUGUUGGUUCAACACCAACUUUUCCGAAUCUUAAUUAGCGUCUUCAAUUGGUGUGUACAAGUAGUCCUAAAUGUAUUCGCACAUGAAUAACAAAUUUGAAGAUGAAUAUCAUGAUUUGUUCCUCUAUAUAAAGUAUGCAUUUUCUUAGUUACUUUUAGCUACAUACGAUAUUAUACAAUAAUGGCCUCAACUUUGAAUUCAUGAUUCCGAUUGGAUACAAUUUGUUGCCGUACCUAAUGUUUCGCCUUAUGUGUGUGUGCGUAAAUGAAAGGGUGCCUCCCAUCUUCCUAUUUCGUUGCAAUUUGUUUCACUCCAUCCCAAGCCUCUCUCUCUUCUCCCUCUCUCCUUCUCGUUCUCACACCACUGUAGACACACACGCACUCGCGUAAGCACGCAGCGCGCCGCCUGACAGCCAUCGCCUGUUUUUUCAAAAGCUGGGAGUGUGUUCACCUUGCAAUUCCACCCCCCUCCUUCUACCUUUCGCUCUCUUUCCUGCCCCGCUCUGUGCGGAGGAGCCUCCUGCAAUUCAGCCGUCGAGGGGGGGAAGAUCUGACCGGAGGAGCUGGAGAAAAAAAUAGGAGACGGCGAAGUGCGCAGACAGGGAAAGGAAAAGGAAGCUCUCACCGCUGCAGCUUUUGAUUCGAUUAGCAUGAAUUUCACAGCAAAUGCAGCAGUUGCGGCAGUCUAACUGGGAGCUCCGGUGAGACAAACACCAGCCUCGACUUGUCUGGGGAGCUGGAGCAGCGGGAAAGCAAAAAAACGGCACUGGAAUUAUUCUCUCAGCAAGUCGAAGAACAGCGCCUCGGGAUUGUUGCGACUUAUCUGGUGACGAUGUUUGAAUGGCGUUCUUUUCUUGGUGCCUCCGUUAUCAGUAUUGAUUGAUUUGAUUGAAAGGGACAACACUCGGACGUAUCAAACCUUUUUGUUUUUUUCAAUUGGCGCUCUGAUCCUCAAACCCUUGAGCUUCUUCUGGGAUUCUAAAACCGGCAUCUGGAUUCUCUGUAUUUUCGACAUCCUUCCACUUUGCCGUCUUGUGUCGUCAUUCAGCGUUAGAUUCAUUCAGCUGCAGACAAAAGUUCCGAAGGGAUGAAAGGAGUGUUUCUCCUCAUUAUGUAGGAUUGACUUCUGGGAAGGAGAUCCAGAAAAUCCCGUGAGGAAACAGCGUUUCAAUUAACUUGAUUGUGGAUAGAUAAUAAAAAAUGGAUGAGAAAAAUGUCGGAUUUCAUUUAAUUUAGAAAGGACAUUUGUUGGAUACAACGUUUGGAUAUCCAUACAAGACUGUCUGGGGAUUUGGAGAGUCAGGAAAUGUUUUUUCCUUUCAAGGGUUUUUUAAACAAGGAUCUUGUCAAUUUCAGUAUUUUGUUUUAUUUUCCACUCCUUGCUUGGGCUGAAAAGCAGGAGAUGUCGACUCCUGGAUUCCUUUGAGAUGUUCAGUCCUUGUAUGUGUCGUUUACAAGGGAGGGGCAUCCUCUUCCUCUCGGGCCCCACCCCCAUGGAACGGGAGAUGGAAGUGGAGGUGGACGGCGGGAUCUCGGUCGUGCCCAGGCCCGGGGCGGCUUCGCAGCCCGCAGCCUGGGCCAGUCCGGCCUUCCUGCUCAGGCUGGUGCUCUCGCUCGCCCUGCUGGUGUUCCCGUGCCCGGCCGUGGCGGCCAGAGUCUCCUCCUCCCUCAGCACUACCCACCACGUCCACCACUUCCACAACAAGCACGGCACUGUGCCCAUUGCCAUCAACCGGAUGCCCUUUCUGACUCGUGGGGGCCACGCUGGGACAACAUACAUCUUCGGCAGAGGCGGGGCCCUCAUCACGUACACGUGGCCGCCAAAUGACCGGCCGAGCACACGGGCAGACCGCUUAGCGGUGGGCUUCAGCACGCAGCUGAAAGAAGCCAUCUUGGUCAGGGUGGAAAGCGCCAAGGGACUGGGCGACUAUCUGGAGCUUCACGUAGAAAGGGGAAGGGUCGGCGUGAUCUUCAACGUGGGAACGGACGACAUCGCCAUCGAGGAGAGCGCGGUGAUGGUGAGCGACGGCAAAUACCACGUGGUGCGCUUCACGCGCAGCGGUGGCAAUGCUACGCUACAGGUGGACAACCAGCCAGUCAUUGAGCGCUACCCCUCAGGGAACUUUGAUAAUGAGCGCCUGGCUAUUGCUAGACAAAGAAUCCCAUACCGCCUCGGUCGGGUAGUUGACGAGUGGCUACUCGACAAAGGUCGCCAGUUGACCAUCUUUAACAGCCAAGCGUUCAUCAAAAUCGGCGGCGGAGAGAAAGGUCGCCACUUCCAGGGCCAGAUCUCAGGCCUGUAUUACAACGGCCUGCAGGUGCUCAAACUGGCCGCCGAGGGCGACCCCAACGUGCAGGCGCAGGGAAGCCUGCGCUUGGUGGGCGACGUGCCCUCGGUGAUCGCCACUGACACCACUUCCACCACGCCGCUGGCUGACAUGUCCACCACCAUUAUGGAGACCACCACCACUAUGGCCACUACCACCACACGCAAACAGCGUUCACCUACAAUCAGGGACAGUGUCACACAGAAUGCAGAUGAAAUUUUGGUCGCUUCGGCCGAGUGUCCGAGCGAUGAUGAAGAUUUGGAGGAGUGCGAGCCUGGAAAUGGAGGGGAAAUAGUCUUGCCCAUAAUAACGGUGGACUCGAUAGACCCCCCCUCCGUGGCCACCCACUACCCGGUAAUCCCUCCGCCCCCGACUACUUAUCGCCCUUUCCUCACGUUACUCGAAACCACCAAAGAGUCCCUCCCCUUGCCCAACAUGCGCCCCCCGUGCCCCGUGGACCAGGACGACUGCGACGUGGAAGCGUCCGCGUACGGCUCGGGCGAGAUGACCGAGUCGGAUGACGAGGACUAUUACAAAAAUUCCCCCCUGGUCACCGACAGGACCGUCCUCCCCCCUCCCCCUGCCGCGGAAGGCCAAAACCCCCGAGAUCGGCAUUUCUCGCACCUCCCUUAUCGCCCGCCCGUGUCUUCCGCCCCCACGGCGGGCCCCGAUCAGCUCAGCCCCCGCGUCAAGGCGGCGGCCGGCGGCAGCGGCAACAACAUCCCGGCCGGAAAAAUGAACACUCGGGAUCAGGUGCUGCUGCCGCCGGCCCACCCCUCGUCAGACCCGGUCCAACGCAGAGUGCCGGGAGUAACCCACAACCCCGAUUUCCCCCACGUUCCCACUCCAGACCCUACGUCCCCAGAAAGAGGUUUACCGGGCGCCGUGGAGGUUCAGCAGUCGAGCAGCACGACGGGAAUGGUGGUGGGCAUCGUCGCCGCCGCCGCUCUCUGCAUCCUGAUCCUGCUCUACGCCAUGUACAAGUACCGAAACCGCGACGAGGGCUCCUACCAGGUGGACCAGAGCCGUAACUACAUCAGCAAUUCGGCCACGCAGAGCAACGGUACUUUGGUCAAGGAGAAGCCGCCGAGCGCCGCCAAGACUGCCCCGAAGAACAAAAAGAACAAAGACAAAGAGUACUACGUUUGAGGGAGCGCCGCCGUGACACACGGAGGCAGGUCGUGUUUGAGAGAGAGGCGGGAGAAAGCACAAACUUUGAAUGUUUAAGCGUCGAAGGAAGUCACUUCUCGACCCUUCCCGUGCCAACGACCGAUCGGGUUCAGUUAUUCCUCUCGUACUGUACAGAAGCACCAUCAGUAUCCGCGUUAACAGUAUCCGGUGCCGAGUCCUCGCCGUCUCUCUCCACCGCACGUCUCCGGUGCUCAGCAGCUGACGCUCUGCCGUGUUACAAGCAUGUAGUAUUCAUUGAGGACAAAGACCAAAAACUUACUUUCUUUCCGUGGAGUGCUGAGAAAAUAAAAAAACAACUAAAAUAUAGUAGCAAUUUACGUGGGAUACCACCGCCAAUGGCUCCAGACAAACUCUCUUUGGACGUCUGUCGCGUUUCUGGUGCCCGGUGGGUCCGGCAGAGAAACCUUUGGACUGGACGGCGUCCGCUCUGUACGAAGGUAAAUAUACGGACAGACGUCGCAGAGUUGGCUGAGACCGCGUAGCUGUGACUCCGUUGUCGUCCGAACCAUUUCAUUGCCUAAAAUCCGCAGAGAUUGCCGGGCUGCGGGCUCGGCUCACUCUGAGAACGGGAAUCCCGACCGGACCAAAGAGCGGCCUUUGCGGUUCUUUGUCGACUCUUCGGAAGACGGGCGCUAUCAAGAACUCUAAAUCCGAUUUUCUCAGCUCUAUUAAAAGAAAACUGUACCACGACGAGAAAAAAAAUGCCGAAAAAAGUUUGUGAAAUGUCUAAAUAUUUGCCAUCGCAAAGACAAAACGUGUUUUCCUCCUGAUGAUUAUUCCUGUUUGCGAAAAGAAGAAAAAAAUCCACCGUUCUAGGCGAUGAGGAACAUCAUUUUUUGUUGUUAUUGGUUUGCCUUUGGUAAAUCUUGGGUAUGUACUUGUUCAUCAUUCUUACUCUAUUGUUUGUCCGACAGGCUUUUUUCGUUUCUCUUGUAUGGCAGAUUGUGUGUCCCUUUUUUUUCCCCCAUCCUACUGUUUUUCUAAUAAUUGCUUUUUUUAUCUGCUGUCACCUUUUUUUUUCUUUUCCUGACUCUCUGCCUCGGCCCAUAACACCUCCCUCACCGCACCUCCCCAAUAGCUUCCUGUUCUUUCUAAAUGUUAUUGUAAAGUGUUCCAGUGAGAUGACUCUAAAUAUGUGUACAUUAACAGAGGGAAUACACUUGGUUAUAUACUUCUUACUCCGUGUGUGAUGUGGUCUGUUUAUUCAUUCAACGCAGUAUGACCAUUAAAGCUCAAUAGGGUUGUAGACAGGGUUAUAUAAGUCCCGUAAUUUUCGGACUAUAAGGCACACCUGACUCCAAGCCGCCAUCCACCAAGAUUCAGAUUCAGAUAUUUGUCAAAGACACCAGCUCUCACAAGAUGACGACAAAAUUCCAUUUGAUGAGUGAGCAUCGGGCUACUGCAGACGUUCCGCGCCGCCAACUUCUCUCUCUUCAGAAAUUACAGAGCAAGUUACAAGUAGACACACGUAUCAUACAACAUAGCAGGGAUAUGACGCACAGGUCACGUGCAGGGUUUUUUGUACGAAACAAACUACUAGUCAUGGCUGGAAGAAGCCCCCCCCCUUCUUCAGUGGGGGUCAGUUAUCACUGUAAGAAAAGGACGGUGGCUGACUGGAGGGGGGG